AUGCUACGCAAGUCUACUGGCAAUAUAAAUCCCUGCGUAAGUCACCGUCCCUGAUCCACAAUGCAGUCUGUGGGGCAUACGGUGGACAGCAUCGAAAUCGAUGGUCGAACUGUCAUGCGUGAGUGACUGAGUGAGUGGGGGGAGGUAGGGGUGUCCAGCGGUGGGUUCACGUGAUGCUCGUAGUGGUCGCUCACUUGCUUGCAGGUGCAGGCUAAACCUAGCGUCCAUUUGCUGGCAUCCGACUCCCACCUGUGGCUUCCCGAAGCUGAUCUCUGUCCAGCGGCCACACCCCGGUAACCGCCUUGAUCGGCGGGCUAAACCACGCGAGGGAGGGUACUCCAUGUGCACGCUGAGCCCGUGCACAUGGUAGCGGGGACCACGUUGGGCGGUUGGUCGGUUGGAACUUCGCAAGGUGAACAUCCCCGCACUCACCGAGACGCGGAUCUCCGAACAAGGCCAACUGGAGGAGGUGGGUGUCGGCUACACCUUCUUCUGGAUCAGUCGCCCUAGGGCAGACAGACGAGACGCAAGUGUCGCCUUCGCCAUUCGGAAGGACAUCGUGGGACGACUGCCUUGUCUGCUUCAGGACAUCAACGAUAGUCUGAUGAGUCUUCGCCUGCCUCUUCGAGGAGGCAAAUUCGCGACAAUCAUCAGUGUCUACGCUCCGCCGAUGACCAGCCCCGACGCCGCAAGAGGCAAAUUCUACGAGAAUCUGCGCGCCCUCUUGGCGGCUGUGUCGAAGGCAGACAAGCUGAUUGUCUUUGUUGACUUGAACACUCGCGUCGGCACAGACCAUGCAGCCUGGAGAGGACUGCUCGGUCCCCAUGGUCUCCGCGGCUCCAACGACAAUGUUCUGCUUCUUCUCCGCACCUGCGCAGAACACCGACUUGUUCUGACGAACACCUUCUUCUGUAUGCUGGAGCGAGAGAAGCCACCUGCAUGCACCAUCGGCCGCGUCAGUGGUACGUGCUGGACUAUGUCCUCGUCUGGAGGCGAGACGAGCGCGACGUGCUGGUGACAAAGACGAUCCCGGGUGCUGAGGGGUGGAUCGACCAUCGCCUCGUCAUCUUGAAGAUGCGUAUUCGCCUACAGUCUCGCAGAAGACCACAAGGUAAGCGACCCCCAGGUAAGCUGAAUAUUGACUUGUUGUCUUUGCCCGCUCACCAUCUCCAUUUCAGCAACGAGCUAGUUUAACGACUAGACAAUCUUCCUAUCGCUGCUGCUGCCGCCGCCGCUGCUGUCGAGAACGCCUCCGUGGAGAACCGAUGGUAUCAACUGCGCGACACGGUCUAGUCGACGGCGCCGGCCCUCCUCGGUUGCGCACGCCGCUAACACCGGAACUGGUUUGACGACAACGACGCCGCCAUCAGCAACCUGCUCGCCCAGAAGAACCGCCUAAAAAAGCCUACGUCGAUCGCCCCACGGACGACAACGGAGCUGCUUUCUACCGUUGUCAUCUCCUCGUUCAACAGCGACUGCUCGAGGUGAAGGACGCCUGGACGGCUCGCAGGGCCGAGGAGAUCCAAGGGUACGCGAAAUGCAACAAAUGGAAGAACUUAUUCUCCGCGAUCAAAGCGGCUUGCGACCCGCCGACCAAAGGCACUACUCCUCUCAUCAACGCCGACGACAGUACCCUCUUCACUCAGAAGGCACAAAUUCUACAGCGAUGGGCUGAGCAUUUCCGAGACGUCCUCAACCUCUAUUCCACUAUCUACGACGCUGCCAUCGUUUGUUUGCCGCAAGUGGAGAGCAACGUGGAUCUCGAAUCCCGUCCUCCCUCCAGGAAACCAUUAAGGCCCUGCGGCAGCUCUCCAACGGGAAAGCACCCGGAUCUGACGCGAUCCUCGCUGAGAUCUACAGGCGCGGUGGCGUCAAGGAGAAGUCCCACAGAGUUUUAAAGACGUCACAAUCAUGCAUCUAUACGAGCGGAAAGGAAACCGCCAGAUCUGCGACAAUCACCUAG
Spirometra erinaceieuropaei is the source of this 1963-nucleotide messenger RNA. Lineage: Eukaryota; Metazoa; Platyhelminthes; Cestoda; Diphyllobothriidea; Diphyllobothriidae. The record is from the annotation of a GenBank genome assembly.